This is a messenger RNA of Paraglomus occultum, 1440 nucleotides long. The record is from the annotation of a GenBank genome assembly. Lineage: Eukaryota; Fungi; Glomeromycota; Glomeromycetes; Paraglomerales; Paraglomeraceae.
AUGAUUUCACUGUCAGGAAUAAUAGUAUCACCGUACGUUCUAGUGCUGUUCGUUGUUGGAUUUGUCGUGAUAACUUAUCGAUAUCGGCGUCCAAAACUUAACGAACCUCCGCUCGUACCUUACAAGUAUCCGUUAAUUGGACAUUCUUUGGACUUUAAGCGAAAUCCUGAGGAGUUUCUCAAACAAUGUCAUAAGAAGUACGGAAAUACAUUCUCGGUUUAUUUAGCUCGCCAAAUUUACACUGUUCUCAGCAAUAAUCCAACCUAUGAACUGUUCAAAUCGGAUGAUUUUAGUCUCACGAACGCGGUAUACGACAGAUUCCCGUUUCUCGACAUCAUUGGAGCGACCCGGUAUCCAUCUUAUACUGAUAGCAUGUCUGUGAUGAUCAGGGAUAAUUUGUACGGACAUCUUGCUAAUUAUCAGCCACGCAUUCAAUACGAGGUACAAUAUAGUAUAGAUCAGUUGAUCGGAGACUGUAAGGAAACUAAAAUAAUAGAUAGUCCUGAGGAAAUAGUAAGAAAUAUUGUCGCGCGGACAGUUGCAAAUGUGUUUGUUGGUGAGAAAUUAUGUAGAGAUCCUGAAGUCCUGGAAACAUUUGCAACAUUUCCAACUGUAUUAGAAAAGACUCUAAAAGUUCCCCACUUAGUAUACUUUAUUCAUCCUAGUCUGCACAGAGCAUAUAUAAGAUUACUCUUCAAGUUCGGUAAUAAUAAUAACCCAGUACAAAGGCAUAAGAAUAUUUUAAUAAGAAAGUUAAAGCCCGUUUUUGAAAAACGCCAGCAAGCCAUGCAACAGCACGGACAUAAAGAGACAAAUUGCAAUAAUCUUAUUCAAGCUAUUAUCGACCACUCCCUUAAUUUGUUUGGUGAAAUUCAACCUGAUUACAUAGCAUGUUUUUUGCUAACUCUCAUAUUUACUGCAACACACACUAUAACUUCAAGUAUUUUGAAUACUCUUGCUGAGUUUGUGGAAAGGCCAGAGUACUGGAAAGAUUUAAGAGAAGAACAAGAAUCCAUAGCAGGUGAUUUGGAAACUAAGUUGGACGGAAAAAAAUUAAACGAAAUGAAAAAAUUGGAUAGUUUUCUCAAAGAAUCCGCCCGCCUUCUGUGGCUUCCUUGCCGCAUUGUAUUUCAAAACAAUAUCGCUUACAUAAACGAUUCCUCUCUACAUGGCAAUAAUCCAGAGACAUUUUCAGGAUUUCGAUAUGUCGACAACGACGAUCCACUUACCAUGGUUGGUCGGUCAUCAUUAGCAUUUGGCUUGGGCAAACAUGCGUGUCCAGGUAGAUGGUUUGCCGCCAACACUAUGAAGACAGCACUGUCAAUCCUUAUUAGAAAGUAUGAUAUUAGCAAACUUGACCAGACGCGGCGGCAAAUUGUUCCAGGACAGGGAACUUUAGCAGUUAUUGUGCCACCUUUAAAGUUUAAAAACAGAAAGUAA